Molecule: messenger RNA, 1615 nt
Organism: Galeopterus variegatus (Sunda flying lemur)
Lineage: Eukaryota; Metazoa; Chordata; Mammalia; Dermoptera; Cynocephalidae
Gene: CMKLR1
Product: chemokine-like receptor 1
Exons: 3
Coding region: 141-1253 (370 amino acids)
Biological process (GO): positive regulation of cytosolic calcium ion concentration; positive regulation of macrophage chemotaxis; chemotaxis
Cellular component (GO): plasma membrane
Molecular function (GO): G protein-coupled receptor activity; complement receptor activity
Source: RefSeq, a predicted model, not a curated record
CACUGGCCUGCAGCCACGGGGAACCCUCCGGAAGACCUUCUGGGCAGAGACCAGCGAGAAGGUGUCUGCAGCUGUGCAGGGGGACUGAUUGGCUGAAGACCUGCACUGGAGAGCUUCGGACGCCGUAACAGUGAACGAGAAUGGAGGACGAGGAUUACAACAUCUCUGCCUAUGAUGGCGAAUACUCUGACGGUUUCGACUCCAUCAUGGUUUUGGAGGAAUUCCCUCCUCUGGAAGCCAGGGUAGCCAGGAUCUUCCUGGUGGUGGUCUACAGCAUUGUCUGUUUCCUCGGAAUCCUGGGCAAUGGCCUGGUGAUCAUCAUUGCCACCUUCAAGAUGAAGAAGACGGUGAACACUGUAUGGUUCCUCAACCUAGCUGUGGCAGACUUCCUGUUCAAUGUCUUCCUCCCAAUCCACAUUGCCUACGCCGCCAUGGACUACCACUGGAUUUUUGGGACGGCCAUGUGCAAGAUCAGCAACUUCCUGCUCAUCCAUAACAUGUACACCAGCGUCUUCCUGCUGACCAUCAUCAGCUUCGACCGCUGCGUGUCUGUGCUGCUCCCUGUCUGGUCCCAGAACCACCGCAGUGUCCGGCUGGCCUACACUGCCUGUGUGGUUAUCUGGGUCUUGGCUUUCUUCUUGAGUUCCCCAUCCCUCAUCUUCCGGGACACGGCCAAUCUGCAUGGGAAAACAUCCUGCUUCAAUAACUUCAGUCUGUCCUCGGCCAGCUCUUCCCCGUGGCCUGCUUACCCCCAGAUGGAUGAUGUGGGGUACAGCCGGCACAUGCUGGUGACCAUCACCCGUUUCCUCUGUGGCUUCCUGGUCCCGGUCUUCAUUAUCACAGCCUGCUACCUCACCAUCGUCUGCAAGCUGCGGCGCAACCGCCUGACCAAGACCAAGAAGCCCUUCAAGAUCAUCCUGACCAUCAUCAUCACCUUCUUCCUCUGCUGGUGCCCUUACCACUCACUCUACCUCCUGGAGCUCCACCACACUGCCAUGCCUGGCUCCGUCUUCAGCCUGGGGUUGCCCCUGGCCACUGCCAUUGCCAUUGCCAACAGCUGCAUGAACCCCAUUCUGUACGUCUUCAUGGGUCAGGACUUCAAGAAGUUCAAAGUGGCCCUCGUCUCCCGCCUGGUCAAUGCCCUGAGUGAGGACACGGGCCACUCCUCCUACCCCAGCCACAGGAGCUUUACCAAGAUGUCUUCGAUAAAUGAGAGGACUUUGAUGAAUGAGAGAGAGACCAGCAUGCUUUGAGCCUUGUUGGGGAAACCCCCAACGGACAGUCCCAGCCCAGGGAGACCCAAGGAUGUCUUCUGAAGACCAAGGCGAGAACCUCUUCAUUGCACCCACCAAUACCCAUUGCAUUUUGCACAGGGAUGAACAGUGUUUCAAGCUGAGAAUCCAGGCCCUGGAAACCCUCUCUCCAAGUGGGAUGGUGAACAGAGCCUGCUGUGUUGCUCACAGCCUCAGGCCAGCAAGCCAUGCUUCUUGGGAGACCAGACCUGACCAACUCAAAGCAAAAACAGAAGAAUUCUCAAAAGCACUGCCAUGAACUAUAUCAGAAUUAGGCAAUGGGAUUAAGCUACCUACUGAGCAUACACCAGAAAUGACACAAA